Molecule: messenger RNA, 606 nt
Organism: Geosmithia morbida
Lineage: Eukaryota; Fungi; Ascomycota; Sordariomycetes; Hypocreales; Bionectriaceae
Product: iron-sulfur cluster assembly enzyme ISCU, mitochondrial
Exons: 2
Coding region: 1-606 (201 amino acids)
Biological process (GO): intracellular iron ion homeostasis; iron-sulfur cluster assembly
Cellular component (GO): cytoplasm; mitochondrial matrix
Molecular function (GO): 2 iron, 2 sulfur cluster binding; ferrous iron binding
Source: RefSeq, a predicted model, not a curated record
AUGUUCUCCCGUGGACUCCGUAUCGCCUCGACCAGGGCCGUCGGCGUUGCUGUCGCCCGUCCUGCCCUCUCCGCCGCCGCCCGUCCUACCACCAUCUCCCACGUCACCCAGGUCUCACCGUCGUUGGCCGGCUUCAACGCCCGCCGUUCCUACCAUGAAAAGGUCCUGGACCACUACUCCCGUCCGCGCAACGUGGGAUCUAUGGACAGGAGGGACGCCGACGUCGGUACCGGCCUCGUCGGCGCCCCUGCCUGCGGCGACGUCAUGAAGCUCCAGAUCCGCGUCGACCCCAACACAAACACCAUCUCCGACGUCAAGUUCAAGACCUUUGGCUGCGGCUCCGCCAUCGCCUCCAGCAGCUACCUCACCGAGCUCGUCAGGGGCAUGAGCCUCGAGGAUGCCGGAAAGGUUAAGAAUACCGAGAUUGCCAAGGAGCUCUGCCUCCCUCCCGUCAAGCUUCACUGCUCUAUGCUCGCAGAGGAUGCCAUCAAGUCCGCCCUGGCAGAUUACCACACCAAGAACCCCAAGGCCAAGUCGACCAACCUCGCCGGCACAGAGGUCAAGUUGCCCACCGGCGAUGCCUCUCCUCAGGCUGCCGCAGCCUAA